AUGAAUACUACGCCGAGCUCAAAAGAUAUCAUUAUGAACGUCGACGGCAUGUCACCACAAACUCUAGAGGACGAGAUUUGCGGUUACCUUCGAAUCGUGGCAAAGCUCAGGAGACAACUCAACACAUUCGCGCCGAUCUCUCGUCUUCCCCCAGAAGUCCUGGCGCAGGUCUUCAUCCAUCAUAUCGAUCAGAGCUUGAAUACCCUCAGAAUUGAGAACUUCUACAAGUGGGUACAGAUUACGCAUGUCUGCUCGCACUGGCGGAUUGUGGCGCUCGCAUUCCCGCGAGUCUGGAGUUGCAUAUGGAUCCCCAUUAGCCUAACAUGGAUGAACGAAAUGAUAACGCGUUCCAAAAGUGUCCCCUUAUCCAUCAACGCCGUAUAUCUUUCCUUUGGCGCUGAAGCGGAUAGAGCUGAGCUUAAUUGCGUGGCUUCCGAGCUUAUGGGACGUCUUCAGUCUCUCAAGCUUCGCUCAAGUCCUUACAUGCAUCAGAAAUUUUGGGAACAAGUCAAAGAACCUGCCCCAUUGCUACAGAGCUUGAUCCUAAUUAAUGAAGCAGAUUAUGGUGGUUCUGAUGCCUCGAACGCACUGAACUUGCCGAUCUUGCUAACCCCCAAUCGCGCCCCCCAGCUUCACAAGCUUGAAGUCCACAACUAUCCCAAUUGCUGGGAGAACAUUUCAUACCUUGGCUCGCUCCGCGAUCUCGUUCUCUGCAAUGAAGACAAUGAACCGGAUACAAUCUUAACCACGAUACCGAUGGCUCAACUCUUCAGCGAGCUGGAGAAGCUUCCUAGAUUGGAAAGUCUCACUCUCGAUCGUGCUUUCCAUCUGACCACUCCGGACAUACUUGCCAAAUCAUAUUCACUCCCCCAUAUCCAUUCUCUCUCACUCGGGGGUGAUCUGUCAGAGUGCACGGAGGCGCUGAGCCACCUGACUCUCCCACCUGGCGUCUCUUUCAAGCUAUCGAUCCAUACAUCCGGUGGAAAUGUCCAGAAAUUCGCACAGGUGGUGGCUGAGAAGAUAAAUCCGCUUGCAGCGAAGCCGCUGGGGGUUCUAUGCGUCCAUGAAACGAACGAUGACCUACAUAUUCGGGCUUACAGUCGCGAGAAGCAGCAGUUGGCAGAACACAUCCGAAACGCAACUACACCGAGUGAUCCUGUCAAUACUCACGAAUGGGAAUGGUCAGAGCGGCAGCAGUGCGUACUCGACUUGACAAUUUCCGGCCACGCAAACAUGCCGGGCAUGGUACUUUGCGUAUGCAAAACCCUGCCGAUCUUGGAAAUAUCAUUCUUGUUCUUGUCGGGCCACGUUGUAGAGAACGACGAAGUUUGGCUGGAAGCGUUUGGAAGACUGGAAAGGCUUACCAUUUUAUGGGUACAUGCAGAUUGGAGGCGCACCGCCAGUGCAUUGCCAGAGCCACUAUUGGGUCGGAUGGUUAGCCACACGGACGAACCGGGAACUCCGUACUACUUCCCGAAGCUCCGAGUCCUCAAACUGGACGGAGUCUAUUUCCAAAGCCUCCAAGAGCAUUGUGACGAGAUACGCGGCACGUUUUUUGAAUCACUCCUGAAUGGCCUAGCAACGCGAUCAAGGCGAGGAUGUCCGGUCCCUUCGCUCAUCUUGAGAAAGUGCAUCAACCUAUUGGAGGACGAUGUGAACGAGCUCAGCCAAUAUGUGAAAAAACUUAGCUGGGAUAAAUUAGAACAGUUCGAUGAUGAUCAUGACUACGCCAGUUCCUACUAG
This is a messenger RNA of Fibroporia radiculosa, 1743 nucleotides long. RefSeq lists its product as uncharacterized. The transcript has a single exon. The record is from RefSeq and is a predicted model, not a curated record. The coding region runs from base 1 to 1743 and encodes 580 amino acids. NCBI's taxonomy places the organism in Eukaryota, Fungi, Basidiomycota, Agaricomycetes, Polyporales, Fibroporiaceae.